AUGGGUUUAGCGGAACCAAGAAUAAAACAAAGGAUAUCCGUUGACCCUAGAAACUUAGCAUGGAGUAAUGGUAGCGUCUCUUUUAAUGAAAGUAUCCUCUAUAAUUUUUCGUCAAAAUACAUUUCGUUAACUCAAAUUUACAUUAUGAUGCUUCCAUUAGAUCAAGAUAAAUUUGGUUAUAGGAUGUUAUCAAAGAUGGGUUGGUUACCAGGAAAAGGAUUAGGUGUAAAUGAAGAUGGUGCAAAAGAGCAUAUAAAACUUUCACUUAAACAAGAUAAUCUUGGUGUUGGAGCCACAAAAAAAACUAUUGAUAACUGUGACUCUGGGAGUUUAUCUUCAAUUCGUUUAGCGCAUCGAGCUAAAUUCCUUAAAAGCAAAAAAGCCGCUAUACAAAAUUCCGAUAGAUUAAAUGAAAUAUUUGGUAUAAAAUCAAAUAAAGAUACUUUUGAUGAUUUGAAUAAUAUCUCAAACUCGCCUUCUUCAAAAAGUAAUAAAGUAAUUACAACUAUUACGACGACAGCGUCUUCAAGUGAAAUUGAUGAAUCGGAUCAGAACAAUUCUGUAAAAAGUAUAAGGAAAGAGGAUAUUGUGACUAACGUUAAUGAAAUGAGCGCUCAAGAAUAUUUUGCCCAAAAAAUGAAAGGGUUAAAAUUAUCAGGAAUUGCGAAUAGUGGUCUGUCGGAUUGUAAUAAGAUGAAUGCUGAGAUUGAUGAACGACCCAGCUUUAGUAUGGGAGUUUGCACGGGUUUCGUUAGUAAUGAACAAGACGCGAACAUGUCUAAUAAUGUUUUGAGUUCAGGUUUGGUUGGUAAUAGUAACAAGAAAAGGAAACGUGAUAUUGAUAUUGAUUUGGUUAAUAGUAAGAAAUCGAUUAAGAAAGACUGUACAAAAGGAGAAAAAAAUGAAAGAAUACAUUAUGCACUAGAAUGUUGUCCCGAAGGAGACUGCAAUUCAAGCAAGUGGUCAAGUUGGGAAAUAACAAAGUAUUUAGCUGCCAACACUUCUAUUAAGAAUAGUUCCUGUUAG
This is a messenger RNA of Funneliformis caledonium, 1026 nucleotides long. The record is from the annotation of a GenBank genome assembly. NCBI's taxonomy places the organism in Eukaryota, Fungi, Glomeromycota, Glomeromycetes, Glomerales, Glomeraceae.